Pygocentrus nattereri (red-bellied piranha) is the source of this 1613-nucleotide messenger RNA. RefSeq lists its product as uncharacterized. Lineage: Eukaryota; Metazoa; Chordata; Actinopteri; Characiformes; Serrasalmidae. The record is from RefSeq and is a predicted model, not a curated record. Gene Ontology annotation, cellular component: cytosol. Bases 252 to 1127 code for a protein of 291 amino acids. The transcript is spliced from 5 exons. Gene Ontology annotation, molecular function: guanyl-nucleotide exchange factor activity; protein binding. Gene Ontology annotation, biological process: positive regulation of GTPase activity.
GAUGGAGGAGCACAGCAAAAACAAAGAGGAAAACAAGAAAAGCAAAGAGAGCCACUCAACCGUAGUUGUUCUCAGGGCAAGCUUGUUACUGAUUGAAUUGGUGAUCAUGUCAGGAAGAGUGGAGAUCACUGGAAAAGUAGCAUAAAGUGUAGAGAGGCAGAAUGCAGCCUGGUGAGUGGGAGAGUCUGGGUGUUCUGUGAAAUGCAGAUCACACCCCACUCAGAGAUUCAUACUCUAACUCAUACACACACAUGGACAGGAGGUCAGCCAGUCGCCCCCUGCCCAGCCCAGCAAAGGACUCAUUUGGUGCUGCUUUACAUGCCAUCAGUGUGACCACAGAGCUUGUAGAGGAGGAACUGAAACCUCACCUGGACACGCUGCUGACUGUUGCUGUGGAGAGGAAACGAGGCCUAGCUGAGCAGGUGGUAGAGAGUGGCAUUCUGCCUGUUCUGGCUCAGACUCUGAGGAGGAAGAGUGCUCUCACUGUACACACAGCCAGAUUGGUAGCUGAACUCGCAAGAGAGGCUCUAGUGAGAGACAGCUGCUUCGACACUGGCAUUAUAUCUGCUCUUCUGACGCUGCUGCUCAGUAAGGACCAGGAUCUGCUGCUGCAUGUUAGCCGAGCUAUUGGGAGAAUCUGCUACGACAGCAAUUUGCAGCAGGAGAGGCUGCUGAGGCUGGGAGCUGUCCCGCGGCUGGUGGCUGUGCUGCUGCAGCACUGUGAGAAUGAGGUCCUGCUCAGCUCCUGCCUGCUGACUCUGAGUAACCUGGCUGACAUGGGUGAACAGGACGACUCCAAGUUCGUGUGGGAGAAGAGUGGGCAUUUUGACGAGGGAGAGCAAGUGUUCCACGGCACGCCCCAGCACUCUUUCGGUUUUGUGUCAGCAGUGACGGUGGUCCGACUGAACCAGUGGCCUCAGGGACAGUACUCAGUGAGCGUGGAAGUGCUUCAGCGAUGCUCCACUCUGUUUUGGGGGGCACAUAAUAGACGUCAGACUGGCUGGCGCUUGCCAAGCUUCACACACUUGGGCUGCUGUCCCAAAUUCUACAAGGUUAUUAAAUACUCAGUGAGGAACAUUCCUAAGAACAGGAGUCUGAAGACAGCAGUAUUUCACACAUUCUUGUGAGGAUAGAUGGUCAUCUCACAAGAACUUUAAAUGGCUUAUUUGAAGAGUAAAAAGUUUCAUUUCAACAUGGCUUGACUCUGUGUUAACCACAGAACUAGUUGAUGCAGUGUUGAAUGUGGAUGGAUGGAAGCAUCAUGACCCUAAAUGUCUACUCUGCUCAGAACAUAGGAAAGUACAGCACUGCGCAAAAGUUAGAGACAUUAAAUUACCAGUCAAAAUGGCCAUUAAGUACAUUAUUCAGUUUUGAGGGUAUAAAAGCAAAAAACGUAUCAUGCAAAAUAGUAAAUCCAGAAGAGUAACUUUAUAGGUGGAGGCAAAAAUAAUCUUAAUCUAUAAUGUAAGUUAAUGUAAAAAGAUUGUAUUUGAAAUCAUUUUGGAGCAUUCAUCUUACACAACGUGAAUAGCUGCUAUUCUCAAAUGAUGUAGAAACAUUUUCUUUGGAAAGUGACCAUAUAUUUAACAAAAAUAUACUCAGAAGCCUCAACA